AUGUGCAGUGCAGUGGCACAUGCUGCGCGGGCGCGGCGCGUUGAUCUGUUCUUGAAGCUGCAGCAAGCAUGUGCAGCGGAGGCGCAGGCUGCGUCCCGGCCCAUCACCGUCACCAUCCAGACGCCGCAUCGCGACCAGGAGCCAGCUCACGUCAUCGCCGCCUCACACACAACCGUCCCUGCACAGCUCAUGAGAGGGAUAUCCAACCGGAACCAGAUUGCGGCGUGCCGGGUCAAUGGACACCUGUGGGACUUGAUGCGUCCUCUCACGGACACGUGCCAUCUGCAGUUUCUCUUCUGGGACACCGACUGGGACUACGGGCUCAAAGAGAUGUGCUGGCACUCUGGAGCGCACGUGCUGGGCGCGGCACUCGAGGAAGUGUAUGGCGACGAUAUCCUGCUGUGUGACGGCCCGCCUGUCAAGCGCGGGGCUGGUUUCUUCUACGAAGGGCACCUGAAGCACGGCCAGACCGUAAACACGGACGCGCUGGCUCAGGUCGAGAAACACAUGCACGAGCUGUGUAGACUGCAGCACGACCUCCAACGCAUCGACGUCACCCCAGAGCAAGCGCUGGAUGUGUUCUGCGACAAUCCGUUCAAGCAGCACUUUAUCCAUCGCGCCCAGCAGCAGGGCGAAACCUCCAUCUCCAUCUACAAGCUCGCCAGCUUUGUUGACCUGUGUGAAGGCCCGCACAUCCGGAACCUUCGUCCGUUUUCCUCCAAAACGAUUGCGCUGACGUCAACGUCGCAAGCGGAAUUCGACUGGAGUGGACGCGAAGAGAUGAAACCGGACAACUGGGACACACACACGCCGCUCACACGCACAUACGGCAUCUGUUUCCCCUCCAAACAGAUGUUUCGGCACUGGAAACGCGAUGUGGAGGAGCGAGAGAAGUACAACCACAGCGCCGUUGGGAAAUCCCUCUCCAUCUUCAUGCAGCAUGACACAAGCCCAGGUCCCGUAACGAGCCGUUGUCGAGAUGCUGUUGCAUGUGUGCGUGCGUGUGUGCGCGUGUGA
Messenger RNA from Salpingoeca rosetta, 1017 nucleotides. RefSeq lists its product as uncharacterized. Gene Ontology annotation, cellular component: mitochondrion. The record is from RefSeq and is a predicted model, not a curated record. Gene Ontology annotation, biological process: threonyl-tRNA aminoacylation. The transcript has 9 exons. Gene Ontology annotation, molecular function: threonine-tRNA ligase activity; nucleotide binding. NCBI's taxonomy places the organism in Eukaryota, Choanoflagellata, Craspedida, Salpingoecidae. The coding region runs from base 1 to 1017 and encodes 338 amino acids.